AGACGGAUUGGCGAGGGAGUCAAAAAACCUGCACAGUGACACAACUAAAGAAAAGAGGAGGCAGUUGAAGGUGAGAGUGAAACUGAGAGAGUUACGGAACAAAGAACAAAUAAAAAGGGAGAGGGAAAAGGGAAAUAGCCGGAAACCCGCUGCUGGCUGGUUCCUCUUUGCCCGCACUGAUGUCCGAGGCCCGUCCGGUGCCAGCUGAAGACAGUCGACCGAGGCAGAGCGCACAGGAGCGGCCACUGGAGUGGGAGGCUUCGGGGAGCGGACACCGCUGGAGCUCUUGCCUGUGACUGACUCUAUGCCAGGACAUUUCAGCUCAUUCUAAUUACUAUUAAAGUGAAAGUGGGUGCGACCUUUGACAGAACAGUGACCUGUUUUGCUGUCCAGUGAUGGAUUCACCCACAGAUCUUUUCAGCGACUCUUCACCCCAGAUACAUACAUUUGCACCCACUCUCAGCUCAACAGAUCUCCCUGGAGUUCAUCCCCAGCCCAGUGCAGGUCGCCCUCCUCCUGCCUUUAGGCCUCCUGGCUUUCCCCUCAUUCAUCACCUCCUCCAGCCAGGCGGAGCAUCCAGGAGGAUUGGAGGGCAACUCAACUCAAACAUGAGCACACACAGGCACCUGGAAGAUAGAAAUUUGGAGGAAGAUGGAGGAGAAAGGGAUGAACAGGUGGAGCAAGGGAUGGAAAGAGGAGAAGAGGGAGUCCUGGAGGGAGAGGACAGCUUGUUGGAGGUUAAGAAGAGGCACAGUGAUGCUGCUCUCGCAGCAGAGUGGAGUCAAGAUGUCUUAAAAGUUAAGAGGAUGAAGCUGGAGAGCCGACAGAGGGAUGUAGAGGCCGAUGGAGAGGCCGACGAGGGAGGUAGGAGGCGCGGGGGUGGGAGAGAAGGAAAGAGACGAGAGAGGGAAGAGCUGAAAGAGCAGCUGGAGGAGGCAAGAGAGAGAUUGCAGGCCCUGCAGGAGAAAGUAUGGAGGGCUUUUGGGGAAAAGCACAUGGCAGAGGAGGAGAAGAAAAGGAGACGCAGAAAUGGAAACAGAGGAGCAACAGAUGGGAGAGACGGAGAUGUAGGGAUGAUGGAGGAGGAGGACAUUACAGAAGGGAUGUAUGAUGAAGAAGAUAUUGAUGGUGGCGAGAUGGAGAAGGAAUCUUUUUCCCUUCUUUCUGCUUCCCCUUUUGACAACUUCCACACCCACAAGCGGAGAGAAGAGAGGCAAAAAGAGAGAGAAGGGAGGAUGGAGAGAGGAAGAGGCGGAGGAUUGCACUUGGAGGGCAUGAUGGAGGGAGCAGGGUUGUGGUUGGAUUGUGGAGGACUGGUAAGAGGUGACUGGGAUGGAGGGAUAGAAGAUGAGGGUGAGGAAGGAGGGCAAAAGUUUGCUCAGGCACUGAAGCUGGAGCUGGGCAGCGCUGUGGCCCGGGUCAUCGACCGAGUUCUUCGCCUCUACACCGAAACAACAGAUUUCACUCCUUCCUCUCCUCCUGCCGCCAUUUCCUUUCUCCCAUCUGAUGUAGGAAAUGAUGGAGGCAGGGACAGGGGAGUGUGGAUGGGACUAUUAACAAGAGGAAGAGGGGAGGAAAAGGCAAGGGGUAAGGAGGAAAAGAUGGGGGGGCAGGAUGGAGAAAGAGAGAAGCAGCUCCAGAAGAUGAGCAAUGGGAGCAUCGGGCCUCCAGGACAGUCACAUCGCACUGAGCCAUCAGAUCUUACGAUGCCUUUGGCUGUUCAAAGGUCACCUGACAUUAGAAAGGCCCACCCACUCCUUGGCCCACCUCUCUCUACCCACCUAAAUUCCUCUCACCCAAACCUCUCCUUGCAUCACCCCUCUCUACCUCGCCCUCCUCCUCUUUCUCACCCUCCCCUCUUACCCCCAGCCUCACAACCCAAAGACCCCUCCUCCUCCUCCUUCCAUCCAUCUUCAUCCUCCUCUUCUUCUUCCUCUUCUUCCUUCCCUGCGCCUCCCCCUCCUCCUCCUCCUCCCCCACUACCACUCCCGCUGCUGCACUACUCCAUGCAGCAGCUCUUCUCUCGCUCUCUUCACCACCCCCAGCUGCCCCACCUGCCCCCGUCCCGCAAAGACUAUUUGAACUCCGAUCCUUUCUUGGAGUUCUCAUCUCACCCGUCCUUCCCCCCGAUCCCCUUGCUCGGGCACCUGGACCCCUCCCUUGCUCGUCAUACUCACGGAGGCAGAGAGAGGGAGAGGGGGAUGAGAGGAGAUGGUGGGAUGAGAGGAGGAGGAGGGAUGGAUGGAGGAGAGCUCUACUUGACAGCUGGGGGAGUAUACACCCAGGAGGGCUUGUCUCCCUGUCAUCUGAAGAAAGCCAAACUAAUGUUCUUCUACACACGCUAUCCCAGCUCCAACACACUCAAGACGUACUUCCCUGAUGUCAAGUUUAACCGCUGUGUGACCUCCCAGAUGAUUAAAUGGUUCAGUAACUUCAGAGAGUUCUUCUACAUCCAGAUGGAGCGCUUUGCACGACAGGCUGUCCGUGAGGCUCUCACUCGGGAUGGUGCACCUCGUCUGGGUAGAGAGAGUCAGCUGCGAGUGGGCCGUGAUACAGAACUGUAUCGUAUACUGAACAUGCACUACAAUAAAAGUAACGUCUACCAGGUCCCAGAGAGGUUUAUUGAAGUGUCAGAGGUGGCUCUGAGGGAGUUUUACUCAGCCAUUUGGACUGGGAGAGACAGCGACCCCUGCUGGAAGAAGGGGAUUUAUAAAAUUAUCUGUAAACUUGACAGUCCUGUACCGGAUGCCUUCAGACUGCCCGGUUGUCCUGUCGGCUGAUGAGUGAACUGCUUUGAUCUGGUACACGUAUACAAAUGCACAAAAGCAUGCACAAAAACAAACUUACUGAAAGAAGGGAAUAACAUAGAAGCAUCUUCGAACUGUACCAUUUCAGACUUGUCAGCUUGAUUCAGCUUGACACCUAGUAUGAGGAAAUGCAUUUGGUUUCACAGUUUGAUUAUUCAUAAUUCCUUCAUUUUGGGAAAAAAAAGAUCAUGUUUUUGCUUGACAUAGUGUACAGGGACAGACACAUACAUGCACAAAUGGACUGACACACAGGGUCAAUAGUAGGCUGACACACUCAUUGCGGUGAUAAGAGUCUUGUGACUGCACUUAUCAAAGAACGUGACCAUACCAUUGAAUUAAAAUGAACAGAACAGGAAUUCCCUUUCCAAACAUUCUUCACAAUGCUGCGACACGGGCUUGAUAAAACUGUAGCCACAGAGCUGGAAUGGACAGACAGGUUUUCACAAUCAUGUCAUGGAAAUAUGUAUAGUCACUGGUGUGUGGUGUGUCAUCAUGACAUGGCUCCUGUUUUUAGAUGUGUUGUCCAUAUUUCUGAGCUGUGCACCGCCCUCACAUCAUUGAUUCACAUGAAAACAUGAUAUGCAGUCUCUUGUAAAUUACUUUGAUUCGUGCAAAAUAUAAUUUUAUGCAUUCAUUCAGUAAUGAAACAGACUGCUGACAGCUGUUACCAAACGGGGGUGCUACACAGAUGCAUGUUUCAAGUACCUGAGUACAUAACAAGCAUCUCAGAUUGGUCCCAUUUCCCUCCUCAUCACUUUCACUAUUUUUUUAAGAAAAUGCAGUAAUGUUUGGUGCAUAAUCAUUGAUAAUCUUCACCUAAAAUUUAAGUGCUCUACUGUCCCUCAGGAGUGUUGAUAGUUGUACAUUACAGACUGGCCAGAACAUCACAUAUGAUUGCUGUUUGCUAGAAAUGAACUCCUGUUGUUGCCUUGAGUCUGGGCUUCCCUGGAGUGUCUGAACUACCCCUUUCAUCUGGUGUGCCCCACAGCUUUUACAUUUUAGAUGCACUUAUUUUUCCAUGGCUGUGAGGGUGCUUCCUUUGUUUUUUUUCUCCAACAACCUGAGGCUUUUAGGUUUGCAUUCAUGUGAAGUUUGUUUUUGUAUCCAUUUGAAAAUCUUUAAAGAAUCAAUGUUUCAUAACGUACUGGUUAAUUUGGAUAAUUGUAAGAUUAUAAAAAAAAUGAAGUGACCCUUGUUUAAUAGGACUAUCAGGUCAGUGGUUUCAGCCAGUGGAUUUCUUUUGCUUGUGGAUCCAUCUCUCUGUUUAAUAUGACAUUAUUAUAAAGCUUUUGUACAUGAUGGCACAAUGUAAUCAAAUUGUAAUUAAAAUUCUCUCAAAUGGGACAAUAUAUUGAAUUUAAAAUAGUUAAAUUAAUGUUUUGUUGUUUCCUUGAUGUACUCUUAUUGUUGGAAUAAUUACUUAUGUUUUUGUAUUCCUUUAAUGUGAUGCUUACACUAAAUAGGCCGGUUGCACAAUUAACAUAUAUCGACAUUUGUUUCUAAAAAGGUAUUGAGAAGACUUUGACUCUAUCUACUGUAUAUCAUGACUCUUUUAUCUAGAAGACACACGAAUUUCUGUUCAUGAAAAUGUUGGUUGACUGACCCAGAUAAAGGCCUCCUCUGGCUUCAUCACAGCUCUGUGAAAACAAGCCCAUAUGUAAACUAUCUGUGACGUGUUUUCAAGUGCAUGUUUCCUAUAUUUGAAUUUUGUAUUGUAAUCUUGUAUGUUUUCUCUCAUUGCUUUUAUCGGUCUCUCUUUUAUACUGUACAUACUCUAUUCUUUAAUGUAUAUCUGUGCCUCAUUCAAACUUUGGUGAAUUUUGACGUUUAAACUUAUCAGUGAAUUAAAGUGAU
Molecule: messenger RNA, 4661 nt
Organism: Seriola dumerili (greater amberjack)
Lineage: Eukaryota; Metazoa; Chordata; Actinopteri; Carangiformes; Carangidae
Gene: prox3
Product: prospero homeobox protein 1-like
Exons: 7
Coding region: 396-2780 (794 amino acids)
Biological process (GO): regulation of transcription by RNA polymerase II
Cellular component (GO): nucleus
Molecular function (GO): DNA-binding transcription factor activity, RNA polymerase II-specific; RNA polymerase II cis-regulatory region sequence-specific DNA binding
Source: RefSeq, a predicted model, not a curated record